AGAUAUUUUUUUACGAAAAUCCACGGCCACUAACCGUAAAGGACACUCUUUUGAUUUUUCUCUUCUUCUACUUAACUCGCUUUGCCUGACUCACUGAGUCAUGGCGCUUCUGAGGCCGCAUCUUCAUCGCUUUCACUCCAACACUCUCCGCCACUCAGCCUAUCCUUCCGCCGACGCUGGCGGUGGCCUUGUCGUCUAUCCCACGUAUGGUCGUCACCGUUGCUCCGCGAUUGCGAUCGACGCUCCGUCGUCUCUGACUGGCGUGACGCCGAUUCGUUGGGGUUACACGAGUGUUCAAGGAUUCCGAGAUGAGAUGGAAGACGACAUCGUAAUCCGUUCUGAUGCUGUCGAUAGCUUCUCCUACGCAGCGGUCUUCGACGGCCACGCUGGGUCGUCCUCUGUCAAAUUCCUCAGGGAAGAGCUGUAUAAAGAGUGUGUUGGUGCAUUGCAAGCUGGAUCGUUGUUGAAUGGAGGCGAUUUCGCAGCAAUCAAGGAAGCUUUGAUUAAGGCCUUUGAAAGCGUUGACCGCAAUUUGCUCAAAUGGCUAGAAGCUAACGGUGACGAAGAAGAUGAAUCAGGUUCAACAGCCACUGUAAUGAUCAUCAGAAAUGAUGUUUCCUUCAUUGCUCAUAUUGGUGAUUCGUGUGCAGUCUUAUCUCGAUCUGGGCAAAUCGAGGAAUUGACUGAUUAUCACCGUCCAUAUGGAAGCAGUAGAGCAGCUAUUCAGGAAGUGAAAAGGGUCAAAGAAGCAGGUGGAUGGAUUGUCAAUGGAAGGAUUUGUGGAGACAUAGCUGUAUCUCGUGCUUUUGGUGACAUCCGGUUUAAGACAAAGAAGAAUGAUAUGUUAAAGAAGGGUGUUGAUGAAGGAAGAUGGUCCGAGAAGUUUGUUUCCAGAAUCGAGUUUAAAGGGGACAUGGUUGUGGCGACUCCAGAUAUCUUCCAAGUACCUCUGACAUCUGAUGUGGAAUUCAUUAUUUUAGCUUCUGAUGGAUUAUGGGACUACAUGAAGAGCUCAGAUGUGGUUAGUUAUGUUAGGGAUCAGCUCCGGAAACAUGGGAAUGUGCAGCUUGCUUGUGAAUCUCUUGCGCAAGUAGCUUUGGUAAAAUAGCUAAUACCCUCCUCAGCCUUUCUUUUGAUUAGGAAUCAAAACUUUCAAAUGUACGAUUUUGUUCCAACGUUACAGGACCGGCGAUCUCAGGACAACAUUAGCAUCAUUAUUGCUGAUCUAGGAAGAACAGAGUGGAAGAAUCUCCCCGCGCAGCGACAAAACGUAGUGGUUGAACUGGUUCAGGCUGCAACGACUAUCGGUUUAGUUACUGUUGGCAUAUGGAUGUCUUCACAUCUAUCUUAAGUGAAUUGAACAUUCUAUCUCUUUCGUUAGUGUAUAUAAAACCUGUAACUAUGUCUAACACUCUAGUCUUCCCAUAGAAAUGGAGAUAUGAAGAUACCUCACAAACAGAACCAGCUUUAUAUUAUUAUAUAUCCCACUUUCACAAGCGUUGAAACUACAUUUACAAAUAAAUGCAUCUUCCAACGACUAAGAGAAAUUUUUUGAAAAGAAACGC
Arabidopsis thaliana (thale cress) is the source of this 1565-nucleotide messenger RNA. RefSeq names its product thylakoid-associated phosphatase 38 (gene TAP38). Gene Ontology annotation, cellular component: chloroplast stroma; membrane. Gene Ontology annotation, molecular function: protein serine/threonine phosphatase activity; cation binding. The record is from RefSeq and is marked reviewed. NCBI's taxonomy places the organism in Eukaryota, Viridiplantae, Streptophyta, Magnoliopsida, Brassicales, Brassicaceae. The transcript has 10 exons. The coding region runs from base 101 to 1108 and encodes 335 amino acids.